Lolium rigidum is the source of this 703-nucleotide messenger RNA. Its product is annotated as RING-H2 finger protein ATL74-like. The transcript has a single exon. The record is from RefSeq and is a predicted model, not a curated record. The coding region runs from base 60 to 641 and encodes 193 amino acids. Lineage: Eukaryota; Viridiplantae; Streptophyta; Magnoliopsida; Poales; Poaceae.
AUCGGCCGCAGGGCGAACUCUGAUCGGUCGAGCAUCGGCACGAAUUAGCUUCAUCAACUAUGGGUCGUGCUGAUUCGGAGGCACCGGCACCGUCGAGCGUCGGCACGGCUGGGCUGGGCUUCGACGACCACGGCGGAGGCCCCGCGGCGGGAGGCGGCUCGGCGUUCGACACCAACGUGGUGAUCAUCCUCGCGGCGCUCUUCUUCGCGCUGCUCUUCGCCAUCGGGCUCAACUCCCUGGCCCGGUGCGCGCUCCGGUACGGCAGCCGCGGGGCAGCCGCGGCAGCAGCGGCCACCGGCGCGGGCGGCGCGUCCGCGCGGCGGGGAAGCGGCGGCGCCGGCGGCAUCAAGAGGCGCGCGCUGAGGAGCCUCCCCGUGGAGGUGUACGGCGCGGGCGGCGGGGAGGACAUCGACGACGUGUGCGCCAUCUGCCUCGGCGAAUUCGUGGACGGCGAGAAGGUGCGCGUGCUGCCGCGGUGCGGCCACGGGUUCCACGUCCGGUGCGUCGACGCCUGGCUCGUCUCCCACGGGUCCUGCCCCACGUGCCGGCGGCCGGUCAUCGAGGGCGCGCCCGCGAAGGGCGGCGGCGGACGGAGCCAGCGUCCUGCGGAGACUGAGACGAUCGCCGUGGUCAUCGUGUGAGCUGGUCGAUCGAACAUCUGAGACUCCCACGCCUUUGCCGGUGCUACAGCACCACAAGGUAC